Hemisphaericaspora subhashii is the source of this 834-nucleotide messenger RNA. It is a transcript of the gene MRP20, whose product is annotated as mitochondrial 54S ribosomal protein uL23m. Gene Ontology annotation, cellular component: mitochondrial large ribosomal subunit; ribosome. The transcript has a single exon. The record is from RefSeq and is a predicted model, not a curated record. Lineage: Eukaryota; Fungi; Ascomycota; Pichiomycetes; Serinales; Debaryomycetaceae. Gene Ontology annotation, biological process: mitochondrial translation. Gene Ontology annotation, molecular function: structural constituent of ribosome. The coding region runs from base 1 to 834 and encodes 277 amino acids.
AUGAAGAUUUCCAUAAGAUCAUUACAUCAUAAACCUCGCCCAGGCGCUUAUCCUAAAGUUCAUGUCAGUGAAGUUGAAUUAAACAAACCUCGUAUUGAUUAUAAAAGAAAAAGACCGUUAUUACUUUCUCAAACGGUUACUGAUACUUUAUUCCCAGCUUUGGAAAUUCAAAAGAAAUAUAUUGAAGGAGGUAAACCAGUACCUAGAAAAUUUAGAGGAAAUGGUGAUAUUUUAGCAAGAAAAAAUUUUGAAAAAUUACAAGAACAUAUUGAUCUUGAUGAACCUCAUUUUCCUAUUGGUAAGAAACAAAUUUACUUCACUCUGGCAAGAGUUUGUUUGUUGAGACCAAAUGCUAAGCAUACCCCAUAUCAAGCCAAGUUUUUGGUUCCAAAGAGUAUGAAUAAAAUGGAUUUAAGAGAUUAUUUAUGGCAUUUAUAUGGAUUAAGAGCAUUGAAUGUUACUGUUCAAUUACAACCAGGUAGAUGGACAAGAGGACCACAUGAUCUUGGUCGUUACAGAUUACCGCAAGUUAAGAAGAUGACUGUCGAUAUGUUGGAACCAUUCGUUUGGCCCGAAAUCUCCCAAAAGAUUAUUGACAAUGUUGAAUAUGAGAAAAAGAAUAGAAUGAAGAUGAUGCUACACGAACAUCUGAUUGGUUCUGAUAAAAAGAAACCUUUGGAAGUUUAUGAUGGAAUUUAUGAAGAAAAGCGCUUACCAAAUGCUUUUGUUCCACGCAAGAUGAGAAAACAAGGUUUAGCAAAGCUUUCUGAAUAUACUAAAAAGACAUCUGCGGCUGCUGAUGUAGCAUUGGUGAAUGAAUUUAUUGGUUCAUGA